GCUUACACAUGCUCGCGAUAAAGAUAUUGGAUAUAGGAUAAAAAUGCUCGUAGCCUAAAUGUCUGCGUUACUUUGUCACGCAUUUUGAAGACCUCAACAAAGCACAAUUCCCGCUAUCAUUGGAAAAGAUUUUGCAGAAAUUUGGCUGCAUCAGUCAUCCAGUUUCUGUCAGUGUGAUUAAAAUGUCCCAUGUUUUGCGUAAUGUGCAGUUCUCCCAUCAUUUGAAUUCAUUCAGACGUUAUCUCAAACCCUUAUUUCUGAACCACUCAAUAAGAAAGUUUAAUGAAAACUCCACCCCUGCUUCCAAAACAGUAAACGUUCGAUUUGUUGAUCGAAAUGGUAACAUCAGACAUCUUGAAGGAGAAGUUGGAGACAAUUUAAUGGUACUGGCCCGCCGGCAUAAUAUUGAAAUAGAGGGAGCUUGUGAGGGUUCUCUGGCAUGUUCCACUUGCCAUGUCUAUAUUGAUCAAAAAUUUUAUGAUCUGCUCCCACCUGCUUCUGAGGGGGAAGAAGAUAUGUUAGAUUUAGCUGUUUUCCUACAAGAAAACUCUAGGUUAUCCUGCCAAAUAAUGCUGACCAAACAACUAAAUGGAAUGACAAUCACUUUGCCAAAGGCUACACGAAAUUUCUAUGUUGAUGGACAUAUUCCACAACCUCAUUAGUUAUCAUCAUCUUAAGAUAACCUUAUGUAUAUUGUAUAUAAUAGUAAUAUCAGAAAAAUUAAAUAAAAGAAACAUUAUUUUCUGAA
Schistosoma margrebowiei is the source of this 748-nucleotide messenger RNA. The record is from the annotation of a GenBank genome assembly. NCBI's taxonomy places the organism in Eukaryota, Metazoa, Platyhelminthes, Trematoda, Strigeidida, Schistosomatidae.